CUCCUAUUCGACACUCGUGCUCAGACUUCUUUCAGGCCACAACAGCAAGCAAAGUUGCGGAAGUAUCAUAGACUUAGAGAUGUUUGAUUGAACAUGCAGAGGAGCCAUUGAGUCAUACGAGCACCAAGAAGACGUCCGCAGAGGUGAAAGAGAAGAGGGAGGCAUUCAUCUUGAAUGUGGCAGAAGCGACACUGACGAGGUCAGUCAACGACAAUGGUGGGUAUUUAGACAGCAAGGGACCCUCCUUCCUUGUUCUCAUUUCCAUGUGUGAGUGUGGUGACUAAUGGGCCGGGGCUUCCCAGGUGAGAAGGGGGGGUCUUAGAAGUGAAGAGCCGACAUUUGGGGGUCAGAGAAGAGUUUUACACGGAGCAUGGCCUCGAUCAAACAGAAAGGUGUGGAGCAGCGACCGGCACACAUUAAAGAAGAGGACCGUGAGUCGGGCGCACCAGAGGAUUUGUGCGUGAAGGUGGAGGACUGCGAGGAAAGAAUUUCUAUUUUUAAAGAGGAGGAGUGCAAGGAGGAGUCUGCUGAGAUUAAAGUUGAAGACCUCAAAGAUUUCUCAUUUGGCCUUGCACUGCAAAAACGUGAAGCUGGACCGAUUUUCAAGCCAGAUGUGUGUGAAGAAUCUCUUUCCAAUUUGCAGCCCUGGGUCACUAAUACUGGACAACUGGCUACUGUGGAGAUUUCUGUGGAAGUGAAAUCUGAGUUAUCGGAACGUGAGGAGAAAAUUAAUGAAGGAGUCAGAAGAAAAGCAGAAGAGCAGCUGAGAAAAUAUUUACAGGAGAAAGGCAGCAUCUCCACAUCUUCAUUUGCUCAGACCUCUCUUCUGGACUGUGAGAAGAUGAGGAAACCAACAAGUGAAUCAGAGAACCUGACCAUAUCCUCUUCCCAGUGUAGUUCACUUCAUGCUGCUACAGUAACACAGACCGAGGCCAUCAAAACUUGUCAACAAGAAGUGAGUAAACACAUCCAAGUUCAAACUGGAGAAAAACUUUCCUGUUGUUUGGAAUGUGGCAAACAAUUCUUACACAAAAGUAGCCUGCUUAAGCAUAAGAAGCUUCACACUGGUGAGAAACCAUACAGCUGUUCUGAAUGUGGCAAAUGCUUCUUAGAGAGAAGUAAUCUUAAUAUCCACAUGACAGUUCAUACCAGCAAGAAUCCCCAUUGCUGUUUAGAAUGUGGCAAACGAUUCUCGCGAAUUCGCAGUCUUCAGAUCCACACAAGAAUCCACACUGGAGAAAAACCUUAUUGCUGUCUCGAAUGUGGCAAACAAUUCAAUGACAAUAGUGGUUUACAGGACCAUGCACAAACUCACACUGGAGAGAAACCAUAUGUCUGUUCUGAAUGUGGGAAGAGGCUCUCCAACAGUAGUAGUUUUCGGAAGCACAAGUGCACUCAUACUGGGCAGAAGCCAUAUAUCUGCUCUAAAUGUGGCAAAAGCUUUUCCAGCAAUAGUGCUCUUUUUAAUCAUGCCAAAAUACAUGCAGGAGAAACACCUGAAUGUGACCAGCAAGUCUCAGCCAGUAAUGACCUUCAUGUUCUUGAAGGAUCCCAUCCAAGUGAGAAACGUCAUAGCUUUUCUGAAUGUGACAAACAUUUCUCAGACAGCAGCAGUCUUAACAGACACAUGAGGAAUCACACUGGAAAGACUCUCCAUUCUUGUCCAGAAUGUGGCAAGCAAUUCUCACUACUUAGUCGUCUUCAGAAGCACUCAAGAAUCCAUACUGGUGAAAAACCCCAUUGUUGUCCAGAAUGUGGGAAAAGAUUCUUAAAAAUACACUAUCUUAAAUGUCAUAUCAGAAUUCAUACUGGAGAGAAGCCAUAUGUCUGUUCUGAAUGUGGAAAAAGCUUUACAAGCAAGAGUAGUCUUUAUAACCAUACCAAAAUUCAUACUGGAGAAAAACGUUAUUGCUGUUCUGAAUGUGGCAGGCAGUUCUCACAAGCAAGCCAUCUUCAACGCCACAACAGAACCCAUACUGGAGAGAAACCUUAUUGUUGCCCUGAAUGUGGCAGACAGUUCUCACAAGCAAGCGAGCUUCAGCGCCACAGCAGAAUUCACACAGGAGAGAAACCUUAUUGUUGUUUGGAGUGUGGCAAGCGAUUCAUACACCUCCCUAGUCUUUAUAACCAUAAAGGAAUUCAUACUGGAGAGAAGCCUCAUUGCUGUUCAGAAUGCGGGAAGAGAUUCUUGCAAAGAGGCCAACUUCAACAACAUAUCCGAAUUCAUACUGGAGAGAAACCUUAUUGUUGCUCUGAGUGUGGUAAGCAAUUCUCAAGAAGCGGUUCCCUUUGUAGCCAUAAAAAAAUGCAUACUGGUGAGAAACGUCAUUUCUGUUCUGAAUGUGGCAAGCAUUUUUCGAACAGCAGCAGUCUUAAUACCCACAUGAGAAUUCACACUGGAGAGAAACCCUAUGGUUGUUCAGAAUGUGGCAAACGAUUCUCACAAAGAAACGGUCUUCAGAACCACAUAAGAUUUCACCAUACUGGAGAAAAACCAUUUUCUUGCUCUGAGUGUGGGAAAAGUUUCUGUGACAAUAGCAGUCUUCUGAGGCAUGCGCGAAUUCACACUGGGGAGAAGCCAUAUUGCUGUUCUGAAUGUGGAAAAAGGUUCAUGUGCAGUAGCAGCUUGAGGAAGCACACACAGACUCAUACUGGAGAGAAACUGUGUUGCUGUCCUGAAUGUGGAAAACGAUUUUCUUGCAGUUUCAGCUUAUGGAGACACAAUCGAAUUCAUACUAGAGGAAACCCCGUUGUAAAUGUGGCAGAGAAUUUUUCCAUUGACCCAAACACAGAAAAAGUGAAGGAAGACGUCACUACUGUUCUAAAUGAGGAAGAUAAUUCUCAUUUAAAGUAGCUGACAAGUAUGCUGGAAUUCACAGCAGAGAGAAGGCUAAUGGUGAUGAAUGUGGCAAAUGGUGCAUAG
Erpetoichthys calabaricus (reedfish) is the source of this 2923-nucleotide messenger RNA. Its product is annotated as zinc finger protein 345-like. Bases 371 to 2854 code for a protein of 827 amino acids. The record is from RefSeq and is a predicted model, not a curated record. Lineage: Eukaryota; Metazoa; Chordata; Cladistia; Polypteriformes; Polypteridae. The transcript is spliced from 4 exons.